AUGAGAGAGGUAAAAGAUAACUGUGUUGUGUUAAAAGACAUUUCGGCUCCUGUGUUUAAUUUAAUUCUAAAGGAGAUUUACACAGGUGUGGAUAUUUUAACUGUAGAUAACUUGAUCCAAGUUUGGCGAGCCGUUCAUCAGUUACAGAUUCCGUUUAUGGUCAAGUUUUGUGAAGAUUUUGCAAUGAGCUCCUUGUCAAGUUAUACAUGGGAAGCUAUUCAUCAAACAGCAUACCUACUAGAUUCCGAAUCUGUUAUUUUAGGGUUGCAUACAUAUAUGCUUAGAAACUUUGAUCUAGUUUGCAUAACUCCAACGUUCUUGAAACUUCCUUAUGAGAAAGUUAAAGAGUUUGUUGCAAGCCAAGAUCUCGUUGUUAGUUCGGAGGACGUGGUUUUAGAAUCCGUGCAAAAAUGGACCGAAUGGGAUCUUAGCAACGAGAAAAAGCAAAAGAAAUGUAAAAAACAUAAACAAAAGAUAGGAACAGCAAACACAAUAAGCGAUGAACAACGCAGCGAUAUGAGAAAACAGAAAUUUACAGAUCUGUUGAAGUUGGUGAGAACGUGUCUUGUAAAUCCAACAGUACUCAUGAAUAUUUAUAAUAGUAAAUUAAUUUCUAAGAAUAAUGACGCGAGAGACAUAAUUGUUAAUGCUUUGUCUUAUCGUGUCCUCGAUAACAGACAUGGGCAUUGGCCGUCAUCGGCCAUACACAGAGAAUGCAGUGAGUAUUCAAACUUUGGUGUUUAUGCCUGUGACAAUGGACAGUUUAAAGUGCUGAAAAUGUCUAAUAAAAAAAGGCAUACGGUUAUUUAUGAUAACAGUAAUUUACGUUAUAAUGUGAAGCUAGUUGCUUUCGAUAGUGAAAUGUAUGCCAUAGGACUAGACGCGGUGGUAAAUGUCGCACGGAGACGUUGUCGAAUGUUUGUGUUGUGUGAUGAAAGAUGGACGCAGCUGAUUGAUAUGCCGAGCAACGAUGUACUUCUAGCUGCACAUGGAAAGUUUAUUUACAUUUUUGAUAGAAUUAACAGAGAGGUUUAUAAUAUUAAUCCUAAAUCGGUUACCUUGAAAUUAAUUAUAUACAACGAGUUUCCAGAAAACGCAUCCGUCAGACACGCUUCAGUUUUUGAAAAUUUUAUUUUAUUAUUUUGCGCUGAAACAAACAAUGGCGUUGCUGAGACUGCUAUAUAUAGGAAUAGUAUUCCGUCCAGCGUUUGGACCAGAUUAGACAAUUUAGAUGGGCCAGCAGAUAAUAUAAUCACUUUCAGAAAUGACACAGACUGCUUUAUUCUCCAGGCAAACGGUAACUUAUGGAAAAUAUCGAAUGUAGAAUCUCGAAGAAAAAUUGACUUUACAUUUAUUCUUAAACUGUGGGGUCAAUGUAACCUAUUACAGGGUGCUAUACCCUACAAUGAUAAACUUGUCAUUGCAUUUGGUUCCCAUAGAACACUGCCGAUGAAAAAUUGGCUGCCAUCAGUUCCUGAAUACUUUACCAGAAUAGAACAAAUCGUAUUUGAUGAUAUAGUUUCUAACUUCAUACCGAUUGUAUUACCAAAUGAAUAUCUGCGUGAUUAUUAG
Molecule: messenger RNA, 1572 nt
Organism: Physella acuta
Lineage: Eukaryota; Metazoa; Mollusca; Gastropoda; Physidae
Molecular function (GO): protein binding
Source: RefSeq, a predicted model, not a curated record